GGAGUAGCCACCAUUUUGCAUGUCUAGUGUGUUCCUCCCUCCAUUGCUAAUAGAGACGAUUCCAGUUAUUGUCUGGCGUCAUUACGGCUCAGAAUGCCAGCUCCGAUCAGACUGCGGGAGCUGAUCCGGACAAUCCGGACAUCACGGACCCAGGCAGAGGAGCGCGAGAUGAUCCAGAAAGAGUGUGCUGCUAUACGCUCCUCCUUCAGAGAGGAAGACAAUACAUACCGUUGCAGAAAUGUGGCAAAGCUACUUUAUAUGCACAUGUUGGGCUACCCGGCACACUUUGGACAGCUUGAGUGCCUGAAGUUGAUUGCAUCUCAGAAGUUUACCGACAAACGAAUAGGUUAUUUGGGAGCUAUGCUGCUGUUGGACGAGAGGCAGGACGUCCACCUACUAAUGACAAAUUGCAUUAAGAAUGACUUGAAUCACAACACACAAUACGUCCAGGGACUGGCCUUGUGCACGUUGGGUUGCAUGGGUUCCUCAGAAAUGUGUCGUGACCUUGCUGGUGAGGUAGAGAAGCUGCUCAAAACAUCCAAUUCCUACUUGAGGAAAAAAGCAGCGUUGUGUGCAGUUCAUGUCAUCCGGAAGGUUCCAGAACUAAUGGAAAUGUUCCUUCCAGCUACAAAAAACCUGCUGAGCGAGAAAAACCACGGGGUUCUCCAUACAUCAGUUGUCCUCCUCACUGAGAUGUGUGAACGAAGUCCUGACAUGCUGGCCCACUUCAGAAAGCUGGUCCCUCAGUUGGUGAGAAUCCUGAAGAACCUAAUCAUGUCUGGAUACUCUCCUGAACAUGAUGUGUCCGGCAUAAGCGACCCCUUCCUGCAGGUGCGGAUAUUGAGACUACUCCGCAUCUUAGGCAAGAGUGAUGACGACUCCAGUGAAGCAAUGAAUGACAUUCUUGCACAGGUUGCAACGAACACGGAGACCAGUAAAAAUGUGGGCAAUGCAAUUCUCUACGAGACUGUACUGACUAUAAUGGACAUCAAGUCUGAAAGUGGACUGAGGGUUUUGGCCAUUAACAUACUCGGUCGCUUCCUUCUAAACAAUGACAAAAAUAUAAGAUACGUGGCAUUGACAUCUCUACUAAAGACGGUACAGACGGACCACAAUGCAGUGCAGAGGCAUCGGAGCACCAUUGUGGAUUGUUUAAAAGACCUGGAUGUGUCCAUCAAGAGACGUGCAAUGGAACUGAGCUUUGCCCUGGUGAACGGCAACAACAUUAGAGGCAUGAUGAAGGAGCUGCUCUACUUCCUGGACUCCUGUGACCCAGAUUUCAAAGCAGACUGUGCAUCAGGAGUCUUUCUAGCUGCGGAGAAGUAUGCCCCUUCGAAACGAUGGCACAUUGACACCAUAAUGAGAGUCCUGACAACAGCGGGAAGCUAUGUGCGAGACGAUUCUGUUCCCAACCUCAUCCAGCUCAUCACCAACAGUGUGGAGAUGCAUGCCUACACAGUCCAGAGACUUUACAAAGCACUGCUGGAUGACAUCUCGCAGCAACCUCUGGUGCAGGUGGCGUCCUGGUGCACAGGAGAGUACGGGGACCUGCUGAUAUCUGGACACUGUGAGGAGGAGGAGCCCAUCCAGGUGACCGAGGAUGAAGUUCUGGACGUGCUGGAAGGCCUCCUGGUGUCCAGCAUGUCUACACCUGUGACUCGGGGUUAUUCCCUUACUGCCAUCAUGAAGCUGUCUACUCGCUUCAGCAGUAUAAACCGAAUCAAGAAAGUGGUUUCGAUAUAUGGCAGCAGCAUCGACGUGGAGCUUCAGCAGAGGGCGGUGGAGUACAAUGCGCUGUUCAAGAAAUACGACCACAUGAGGCCAGCGCUCCUGGAGCGAAUGCCCGUUAUGGAGAAAACUGCUGUCAAUGGCCCCACAGAGAUUGUACAGACAAAUGGGGAGACGGAGCCCUCUCUUGUGGAAUCAAAGCAUCCUCCACCUCUCACCCAGCCAGCCAACCAGGCUAAUGAUUUAUUAGACCUGCUAGGUGGGAACGAUGUGGUUCCAGUAAUCCAGACCGCGGUGCCCACCAAGCCGGCCUCGGCUGGAGGAGAGCUGCUCGAUCUGCUGGGUGACCUCUCGCUAAGUGGCGGCCCGACUCCCUCUGUGCCCACUUCCCAACCCUCUUUCCUCCUGGAUGGCCUCUCCUCACAGCCCCUGUUUAAUGACAUUGCUGCUGCAGCUAUUCCUUCAAUGAUGGCAUACAACAAGAAUGGACUGAAAAUAGAAUUCACAUUUGAGAGAGCGAAUCCCAAUCCAAACGUCGCCAUCAUCACCAUCCACGCUUCCAACACUACAGAGGCAGACAUGACUGACUUUGUUUUUCAGGCUGCAGUACCAAAGACAUUCCAGCUGCAGCUCCUCUCCCCGAGCAGUAAUGUUGUCCCAGCACUCAACCAGGGAACCGUCACACAGGUCAUCAGGGUCCUCAACCCACAGAAGCAACAGCUUCGAAUGAGGAUCAAGCUGACGUACACCCUCAAAGGCUCGCCUGUGCAAGACCUGGCUGAGGUUAAUAACUUCCCUCCUCAGUCCUGGCAGUGAUGAGCUGCUUCUGUUGCUCUUGAACGCCCCUACCAAGGGAACUAUGAAAACGGUUUUCCUUUCACCGCCCUCCUUUCUUCCUAUGGAUCCCCCUGUGACGUCACAGCAGCCCGCUGCCCUCGAGUUGCAUGGGAAGCAGCAGAGCAUCUAACACAGGAGAAAAAUACAUAUGAUACGAAGACCCUAUUGACUAUUGACAUCACCAGAAUAAUUGGGGAAAACAUAUCAGUCAAAGAACUUUCUUUUUUCUUUCUCAAUUGGUUUCCAUUGUGUCUUUUGUGUAGUAGUACUAUUCUCCACAUAAACCCUUGCUCAGCACCAUUACAACCCACAAAAGCACAUAUGCACACCAUUUACUGUGGCCCACUUCACAUCUCAAGUCACUGUAGAAGUGUUGUCCACUGAGUGCUGCAGUAACCAUAGUUUAAUUUUAAUUUAUAGUUAAGCUAAAAAUGCAGUUGAAAUGCUUGAUAUUUAUAAUUUGGCUUUGCAUUCAGAGUUCUUAUAUGAACCUUCAGUCCAACGAUGGUGGAGAAAAGGCUUGGAAAGGUCUAUUUAGUGCGGCUGUACACCUCUUGGUUACCUCUUUUUCUUUUUUUUGGACUCCACACAUCCUGGGUGAUAUAAAUUUUCAGAUAGUUUCAUUAAUUUUCAAUGAUACAUUUUCUUAACGCAUGUUUGAGCAUUUUAUAGGAUCACAAUCGUACCCUGAUGUAAGCGGAAGGGCAUUUCUGGUCCUGGUAGUCGGCCUCUUAAUCCUAUUUUUGUAUAGGAAGUCUAAAUUAGUUUUGACACUGAUGAGGGCAUUAGAAUGUCCAAGAUGUCCAGUUUGAUCACCCGUGGCUGGGUUCAGAUAAUGUGCCCAGACUUCCCCACACAGCUCUGGUAAAAUCAUCUCAUCUGUUGCUUUUAGUUUUAGUUCCGUAUGAUAAAUUCAGCGUUUAGUUGCUUAGCAAAGUCUGAGAUGGGGCAUUCAUGAGAAUGAAUGAAAUCCAGGCCUGAUAUUUAUAUCAAGAGGAGCUGAUUGCAUUUGUGUUGGAGAUCUGCAUUUAAACUUUUCCUGCAUCUGUGUCAUCACAGUUUUGCUUGCAAUUUAGAAACAUUUCAGAUUUGUUCAACCUGGUUGAGCUGAGUCACCAUGCACAUACGUGUAAAUGAAGCUUGUUAUGAAUGUAGUUACAUGCACUGAAUGCUUUUCUCUCCCCCGACCCCUUCAAGUCUUCUUACUCAUGGCUGUGUCUUUGAUGGGGACACUCAUCUUAUAGGCACUAUUUUUGUGAAAGUUUGUUUUAUUUCCGCAGUAAUUUGACUUAAUUAUUUAUGCCUGAUAUCAAAGUGAUGUGCCUUUCUAACUUGGCUGGAUAAAAGCCCCUGAACUAUUGAGUUCUGUAUGAGCUUCGUUUGUAAGUCUGCUUGUGUGCUGAUGGGUUUUUUUUUUUUUUAUCUGAGGGAAAUGGUCUUGAUGGAUCUAAAGCUGUAAAUGACAUAAUUUAAUAACUUUAUCUUGUUAACGUCGAUAUCUCUUUAGUUAAUAAUCAGUCAUCCACUAAUACUGGCCUACCUAGACGUCCAUGUCUUUGUUUUGACAAAAACGUAAAUUAUAGAUGCACAAUGUUUCCUUGCCUAUAUUGUGUGGCUGACUUUACUUAAAAGAGGCUUCAGGCAAAAGUCCUUUAAACAAGCAAAUCUCAAAUAUUAAGGCAGCUAGUAGACUUUUCAUAGGCUGGCUACAAGGUUUAAAGAGUUUUUAAACCAUAUGAAUGUUCCACUAAAGUGAAAUAUCAUUAAGACGCCCACCACCCCCGCCAACCAACGUUGAAGUGUGAGGUCAGAUCACUUGGUGAGGGACGGGUGCUAUUGGUGACUGUAUGAUUUCUCAUCUCCAAAUCAGAAUUCUGACCAUGCUGUCGGGGACAGUAACCUUAAUACCUCACAAUGGUCUGUCUUUCUGUUAACUUUAGGUUGCAGUAGAUUGACAGCGUUUAGUCAUGAAUUGCAAUCAAGGGGAGUGUCUGCAUGAGAGAAACAGAUGGUAGUUUGUGCAUCUCAUUACUUAACAAGCUUAGCAGAUUGGAGAUCCUCAGAUGUUCAGGCUGUAUACUUUUCACUAUGCUUCAAUGUCUUCUAACUUCUGUGACCAAAUCAGAGAGACUAUUAGCUUUGGAAAUAUUUUUGAGCUAUAUGUGUAUAUGGAGAAAAUUAUUGCAGCUUAACUUUUUCUUUCUGUUGACAAAUGCUAUAUUGGCUUUUUUCUGUACAUAUGAGGGCUUUUACAAUUGUGUCUCUUGUACUAUCUUUCAUCCUUUUUUUUUUUUUAGAUACCAUUUCCUAAAAAUUCCAAUUAUUCACAAUGUAUAUUGUCGAAAUAGAUCUAGUCAACAUCAGUCGAUAAAGACUCCCCUGUAUCAUCACUCACUCAUUGUAAAAGAUAUAUGAUCUGCUGCCUGUACAUUGUAUAUAGUUGUAAAACAAAAGCUGAUCAAAUUAAAUAAAACCCACAUGAAGACUAAAAAGAUUAGCUAGGAAGUAUAAUUGUAUCCAUAUAUGUACAAAAAAAGAGGACCCUAAAAGGAUGCAUUUGAUUUACCCUUCUUCCUACUUCAUUCUUUAUUGGAUGUGUCGUCUUUACUCUUACAAAGAUGGUAGGCUACUGGUCGCGUUCCUUUUGGGAUGUUGAAAUAAGGGUUGGAUCUAUCUGAACAGAUGUCUGAACGAUGAACAGAACUACUGAGAAACCUAAGCACUGCUUCACAGCAGAAGUGGCACCUUACUUUGUCUGCCCCUCUGGCCCAUACAUGCCUCAUGCGUCCAUGACCUCCUUCGAAGAGGAGCAGGUUUCUUGUUGCGACGUAACACUUCUGGCCUCGUUUGGUUUAGCUUUCUGCACUUUUCACAAUUUGAUCUAUUAAACUCUUUUCAACCUACAAAUUGAUUCUUGAAAUGAGGCCCUAUGGUCUUGACGUGUUGGCGCUCACAGUUGCCUGGUUACCCUUUUUGCUGCCAUGUAGCACUUAACUCAAAGCAUUAUAUCUCAAGCAAGCAAGCACCACACUAGGAGAUUUUUAACCUCAAAAUGUUCAUUUUGCUAGUAUGGUCAGUAAGUUUAAAUUGCAAUAGUUUGUCACGCUUUUUUUCCCAAGACAUUUUGGUGUGCGCUAAGUUAUUCCAGAUAUGUAUGUAUGAGGUCUAAACAUUACACAGCUUCCUAUUGGCUUCCUUUCUUUACUUUUCCGUGGCUUCAUUUGCCUCUGCAUGGCACAGCUUUCAGUUUCUCUUUGUAGUCACUGAUACAAAAGGCACGGCUGUCAAAUGGAGCUAGGCCCUCAUCGUGUUCUAUUAAACUUCACAUGGCAGGAUAUGAGGAAGGAAGGACAUUUUUUCAUACAUUUUGUGAUUAUGGACUUUUGCUUUACCAGCCCCAAAACAAACCAGGGACACGCAUGUGCUACUAAUGACCACAAGGGGGAGCUGUGCAAAAUGAUAGGCUGACUGUGUCUGUCUGUGUGAAAAUAAUGUCAUGCGAAAUGUCAUUUAUCUCAAAUUUGGGCUGCAAAUUAAUCUUUUAGCUUCUGAGCUGCAUGUGAAAACCAGUGUAAUUAAUGUAAUUUCUACUCUUGACCUGAGACACUUUUUGAAAUGCAAGAAAGGGUCAAAUAAAAUUGGUCCCGCCACUGUCAUGGGUCAGUGCUAAUAUGUACAAUAGGGAGUUGUUCAGAUAUGCUCACAAUAUGUUUUUUUGAUGAGUGAUGAAAGUGCACAUCCAUCAUUUGGAUAAUUGAUUUUUUUAAAGUAUAUUAUUUUUUAGGAUGAAUUCAGUGUGUCAAGGGCUUGGAAGAGCAUCUGAAUUGCUACCCAUGUUCACGGUCCCUGUUGAAUCUAAAAUCCAUCCAUUGUAUUUUGAAAGCAAAGUCUGUUGUAACCUGCAAGUCCUGUCCCGACGGUCAAACAAUAUGGUGUCUGAUUUGUUGGGGGAGGUUGGAGGCAUGAGGUUCACCUUUUUCACGUGUUGACCAGAAUCCCAGUUCCAUGGCUUCAAGGUGAGUGUGAAUGUCAAACUGAAAAGAUGAAAUGAUGCUUAAAGAUGAGAAGUUGUAUACUAUUAAAUGGGAUAUUUUCAAUAUGAUGUGUAUUCUUGUCUUUGGGUUGGAGAAAAUGAUCAUGUAAAUAAUAAUAAAAAGUCAAAUAAUAA
Messenger RNA from Pseudoliparis swirei, 6733 nucleotides. It is a transcript of the gene ap1g1, whose product is annotated as adaptor related protein complex 1 subunit gamma 1. The transcript is spliced from 23 exons. The record is from RefSeq and is a predicted model, not a curated record. Gene Ontology annotation, molecular function: clathrin-cargo adaptor activity. Gene Ontology annotation, biological process: receptor-mediated endocytosis; intracellular protein transport; Golgi to vacuole transport. Bases 94 to 2544 code for a protein of 816 amino acids. Gene Ontology annotation, cellular component: AP-1 adaptor complex; Golgi apparatus; membrane coat. NCBI's taxonomy places the organism in Eukaryota, Metazoa, Chordata, Actinopteri, Perciformes, Liparidae.